GGGCAACAGCCUGUGUGUAUCGUGAGUGAGUGGAGCUAUUCAGCCACCCGGGAUGUCCAAAGUCAAGGCUGCACCCCCACCAGGGUGCACAAUUAAUAUCAACGACCCUCAAGUACAAGAGGCAGCUAUCCGCAUCCAAGCUUCUUAUCGGGGCCAUCGGUCCAGGAAAGAGCUACGUGAAAAAGGUCCACCAAAGUUUCUGCAGGAGUUAAAAGAUGUGCUCCUGGUGGAAGGAAGUGCGGCAAAGUUGGAGUGCCGGGUCAGUGCUUUUCCUGACCCCUUUAUCAUCUGGUCAAAGGAUGGAAAAGAGCUAAAAGAUGGACCCAAGUAUUGCUAUGUAUUUGAGGACCCUGAUAUUGUGGCGCUAGUGGUGCGUGAUGGAGAGUUAGCAGAUCUGGGCAGAUACACUGUUACUAUUAAAAACCCCUUUGGUCAGACAUCCGGCUCUGCCUGUAUCAGAGUAGAAGUCCCAGCUAAGGUGACCAAGGGACCAGACAGCAUAAAAGGCAGAAGAGGUACAACGGUGGUGCUGAAGGCAGAGAUCAGUGGGGAACCUCCCCCUGAUGUUGGCUGGCUCAAGGAUGGAGACGAUAUAGAGGAAGACGACAGAGUAUUUUUCGAUGUUGGUGACACCAACACCAUUCUCACUAUUAAAAGUGCACGUCCAUCGGAUUCGGGGAAGUACGAGGUGUUUGUGGAGAACAACUUGGGAACAGAUCAGUCCUUCGCUCGAGUGGACAUCCUGUGAGGACAAUCAAAUUGUUACAUCAAACAUGAACAUCAUUUGUUGUGUAUAAUAUGUUCUGAUCUAUCUAGACAACCUAUGAUGGCUUGUAUUAUUAAAGAUAAAACUAUUCUGAAUUCAUAUAUAUAUAUAUAUAUAUAUAUAUAUAUAUAUAUAUAUAUAUAUAUAUAUAUAUAUAUAUAUAUAUAUAUGAUUUCAUGUGAUUUCUGUUCAAGUCUCCUCAAAGGCAGUACAGAUUGUGAAGGGUUUCAAUGUGGAAAUUUCUUGACUGUCAUUGACUAUCACUGUGCAUUGUAACCCCUUUAUUGAUGAGGUGUUUUCCUUUCUAAAAAAAAGACACACGAUAUUAAGGAACACUGCAGAUUUUCUUUUUUUUUUUUUACAGCAGGAUACUAAAAUUUUUAAAGAAAAAACAUGCACAUUGUUAGUGUUACAUAUGAAUGUAUACAAAAAGAGUAAACUAUAUUCUUUGAAAAGAGUAAA
Messenger RNA from Tachysurus vachellii, 1228 nucleotides. Its product is annotated as SPEG neighbor protein-like. Bases 53 to 748 code for a protein of 231 amino acids. The transcript has 5 exons. Gene Ontology annotation, molecular function: protein binding. Lineage: Eukaryota; Metazoa; Chordata; Actinopteri; Siluriformes; Bagridae. The record is from RefSeq and is a predicted model, not a curated record.